CUCGAGACCGCCCAAGCAGCAUGUCAGACGACCCUGCAGUCACCUUCUUCCCCGACGUCGACGAGAUCCCUUCGCUGUACGACGUCCUCGGCGUCGCCGCCGAGGCCACCGCCGACGAGCUCAAGAAGGCCUACCGCCGCCUGUCGCUCCAGUACCACCCGGACAAGGUCGCCAGCUCGUCCUCGUCCUCCUCGCCCGCCGACCCCGCCGCCGCAACCCUCCGGUUCCAGCAGAUCGGGUUCGCCUACGCCGUCCUCAAGGACACGGCGAGGAGGGAGAAGUACGACCUGACGGGCUCGACCGUCGAGAUGAGCGCCGAGGGCGCAAAGAGCGAGGCCGAGUGGAGGGACUACUUUCGCGAGCUGUGGUCGGGCGAGAUCAGCGCGCAGAGCAUUGCCGACUUCCUCAAGACCUACCAGGGCUCGGACGAGGAGCGCGGCGACGUGCUCGCGGCGUACCAGUCGUCCGGCGGCGACCUCGACACGAUCCUGUCGUCCGUCAUGGGCUCGACCGUCGAGGACGAGGACCGGCUCGUCGCCAUCAUCAACGACGCCAUCUCGUCCAAGGAGGUCAAGGCGACGUCGGCGUGGCGCAAGGCCGUCAAGGACACUAAGGGCAAGGAGCGCCGGCGCAAGGCGGCCGAGAAGGAGUCGAAGGAGGCCGAGGAGCUCGCCAAGGAGCUCGGCGUCCACGACAAGCUCUUCGGCGGCAAGGGCAAGGGCAAGGGCGCCAAGGGCAAGGGCAAGCAGGACGACGGCGACGACGAGGCGGCGCUGCGCGCGCUCAUCCAGGGCAACCAGGCCAAGCGCAUGAACUCGCUGCUCGACUCGCUCGAGGCCAAGUACGCCGGCGCCGAGGCGAAGAAGGGCGGCAAGAAGCGCGCGUCGAACGGCGGCGGCGGCGGCGGGGCGGGCGAUGAGGGAGCGAGCGGCAGCAAGCGUGCGAGGAGGAAGGAGGCCGAGCCGAGCGAGGCCGAGUUCGAGGCGAUGCAGGCCCGGCUCGACGCCAGCCGCAAGAGCGGUGGGCGCAAGGGCAAGUGA
This is a messenger RNA of Rhodotorula graminis WP1, 1040 nucleotides long. RefSeq lists its product as uncharacterized. The record is from RefSeq and is a predicted model, not a curated record. Bases 21 to 1040 code for a protein of 339 amino acids. Gene Ontology annotation, molecular function: heat shock protein binding. The transcript is spliced from 3 exons. NCBI's taxonomy places the organism in Eukaryota, Fungi, Basidiomycota, Microbotryomycetes, Sporidiobolales, Sporidiobolaceae. Gene Ontology annotation, cellular component: cytoplasm; nucleus.